Molecule: messenger RNA, 3325 nt
Organism: Pyrus x bretschneideri (Chinese white pear)
Lineage: Eukaryota; Viridiplantae; Streptophyta; Magnoliopsida; Rosales; Rosaceae
Biological process (GO): response to ionizing radiation; mitotic G2 DNA damage checkpoint signaling; mitotic DNA replication checkpoint signaling
Cellular component (GO): nucleus
Molecular function (GO): chromatin binding
Source: RefSeq, a predicted model, not a curated record
CAAGCAUCUACCGCAUCGUCGUUUUUCUCCUAAAACGACUGCGCAUUGGGUUUACUGUUCCUUAAUUCCACAUUUGCAUCUCCCUUCUUCUCUGCAGCCAAAGUCCGUCUCUUUCUCCUCCUGCGAUGGCAUCUGAUCGGAGCUCCGGCGACCCAAUCGCUGACUACGGCAAAACGCAGCGCAUCGUCCUCCUCCUAGACCUCAACCCACUCCUCCACCUCCAAAACCCAGCUCCAUUUCUCACCGCCCUCCUCGCCGCCGUCAAAACCAUCUUCUCCUUCCCUCCUCUCUCCGCCUCUCUCUUCGCCUUCAGACCCUUCUUCUCCUCCCUCUCUCCGCUGCUCUCCUCCUCCAAGCUCCCCACUUCUCUCUCCCUCUCUUUCCAUCUCCCCGGCCCCACUUUCAAUUCCCUCUCCCAAACCCUCAAUUCCCUCCCCGCAUUUCGCCGCGACCCGGCAUCGCCGCCUCGGGCUUCGUGCUUCGCCGCCUCCUUGCGCCAGCUCGUGCACGACUACGCCUGGGACCCCGUGAUCUGCGAUCCAAUGACGGGUACGUUCUCGAAUAGUGAUUCGGUUGCCGUGAGGUCUAAUUUGGUAAUUCUGUUUUCGCCCGUCUGCGUGUCUGCAAAUUGUUUGACGGAAUUCCUGAAUGUGGGUGUGGUUGACGAGUCUUUGGAAAAUGUGAAUGCGUUUUCUGAGAGAUUUCGGGGUUUCUUUGAGAAUGUGAACGAUGCAUUUCUGAGUAGAGAUAUUCAGUGUAGCUGGGUUGAUGUCAGGUAUGACUUAGAAUGUGGUGAGGGUAAGGUUGGGAACGAUGAGGAUAAGACGAGAUUUGGGUUUUUCGAGAGUGGGGUUAGGAGUUUGGGAUGGGGAUUUUGCUCGACUGGUUCGAUUAUUCUUGGUUCUGCUCUUGUUCCUUUUGGUUUGAUUUAUCCCGAGAUUGGGAUUUCAUCCAAGUUUUUUGGUUCUGAUGAUAGUCAUAAGAAAGUCAAUGUGCAGUUGAGUCUCGAGAUCUUAGAUGUAAGUGGGAAGCCUUUGGAAUGCAAGUUUUGUGAUCUUCAAUUGGUUGAUUUGAAGACGUUGCCUACAAAUGCAGCUGAUGAUGCUUUCUUUUCCCUAGAAAUCCUUAAUUCACAAACAAAAGGUGGUAAACUGAAGGAAUUGUUCUGGGGGAAUUUUGGCAAAGGCGUGACAAAGUUCCAGGUUAAGGCUUUGCAAAAGUACAAUGAGUUUUCGAAUUUCAAGGGCCCCUUAUCUGAUCCUCUCCUUGUCUGUUGUUUCGGAAAACCUGGUGAAGAUGGAAAAGAAAGUUCUGGCAAUUAUUAUGCAGAUAAGGUUCUAGAAAUGCUAGCAGCAGACUUGGGAGAGAAUGCGAAGAGAAAAUCAGCGCCCAUUUGGCAGAUUCUCUUGAGUUUCUUAUAUAGGAAUGGUCACGGAGCAUUAGUGUCCCUUUCAAGUGACAGUGGUGUAUCGUCUACAGGAAUUCUCAAACCUUUCACAGUUUCCUCGGCUCUGCUGUUUAUUGUGGAUGAAGGAUUUCACCCUCAGACAAAAGUGCAUGAUAUUGGCGGAGCAAAAGGAGACCAAUUAAGUCCAAAUAUGAAGAAUAAGAUUUGCGAUCCGAAUGCUGAUUUGGACCAAACUGGGCCAUUUAAUAAGCAUUCUGCUGGCAAGGAGGGAAGGAAGCGGAACAACAAAGGAAAUUCACCGUUGCUACAAGAUCUCACAUGGAGUGCCUUCUGCAAGGCAGCAUUUAAACACUCAGAGAUAGGUUUGGAAGAGGUUUACUUUGCCAGGGAAUGCUAUAACUCAAAAAAAAUGCGAUUUCUGAAAUGCUGGAUGAAACAGAUUAAAAAGUCUAGCGAUUGUGGCCUAAUAGUGAAGAAAGAAUCCCAGAUAGACCAGCUCAAUAAAAAAGAGAUGGACAAUAGGUUGGAUAGCUUACACCAAGAAAGUGAGCAGCCAAUUUCUUCAUCUCCUUCCAUUAGAGAAAAUUCUUUGACUGUGGCUUCUGGUAUACAAGAUGAAGCUGCUUUGGAAUUUAGAUCAGAAACGUCGGAAGCUUUUUUCAGUAGUCUAUCCAGCAAGAUACAACAGGGACUUGAAUAUGAAGCAGUAGACUUGGGGACUUUGGCAUAUCGGCUUGUGAAUUCAUCCAUAUAUUGGUUAAAUAAAAAGCGGGAAACAGAAGCGCUUUCAGAGAAUCAAUCGUCCCUUGUAAAGUCUGGUGCUACUGAUGAUUUGGUUGCUGCUGAGGUGUUAAAACUUCUGCUCAGAGAUCCCAAGGAUAUCACUGCAAAGCAGAAAAGCUCCGGCCCGUCUGUUAAAGCAUCUGAUUCAGAAUCCGAAGGACUUGCUUCUGGAAAAAUAGUUCGAGAAUAUGAAUUGCAGAUAUUUUUCCGGAUGGAGGUACUACAAUCAGAGGUUGGUGCAAGUAUUGCAGAAUCUAUGAAACAGAAGUUUGUAAAACAGAUUUGCUCGUUUUUGGAGAAAAUUCGAUGUCAUCUGGAGGGCUUCUUUGGUGACUGGAGUGUAGAUGAUUACGUUGAAAAGAUCAUAAAAAGCAGGUACUGUAAGACACUUGAAGAUGUGGUUCUCAAAAUCUAUACGAAAAUGGAUUUGUUGCUGUUUGCUGAUGAGGAAGAACUCCCUAAUAGUUUACUCAACAGUGAGGAUAGCAAUCGUUCCUGUAAAGAAAAACCAAAGAGAGACGAAGUGGAUGAAAGUUGUAGAUUCUGGGACUCAUUAUCAGCAGAAGGUGAGUCUCUUCGUCCGCUGAAAACUGAUAUUGGAAGACCAAGCGCUGAAGAGAUCAAACAAGAGGAUGACCAUGCUCGCAAGCUUCUUGAAGCUCAAGAGAGGAGAGAGAGGGCUCGGAGAUUUGCUUCAUCCAAAAGAGGGAUGCCCGAUUUGCAGAGAGUUUGGGCCCCAAAACAGCGGAAACCAUUGAAACCAAAGUCAAAUCCGCUUCGAAAGCUGUUUAAAAGGAAGGAUCAUAGAGGUUCAUGUGAUGACAGAGUAUGUGAAACCCCAAUGACAGGAAUCAAACGUUCAUGCUCGCGGUGCAGCUGGGAUGACGAUGAAGAUUACCGAGAAUACAGUAGCCAGCCGUGCGGCUCUGUUUCAAAAGCAUUGUUCCAGGAUGAUGACCAGUGAACUAGAACUACAACGAGACAUGGAAAAAGCAUAUACAUACCAAAAGCAGCAGAAAAAAACAAUUUAAAGUGCAAGCUUCUGUUGUUUAACUCUAAUUGUCUUAUUAAUUUUGUGUAAAACAGUUCCAUUUUUUUUUUUUUGUGAUUUGCAACAUGAAAUUGUUGGUAUCA